CCCGACUAUAGUCUACUACCACUUUAUAAAUUCAUCCCCUUCAUUUUGAAAAAUCUUUGCUAUACUACUCUCCCUUCCAUCAUUUUCCCUACUAUAACAUUAUUAUAACUAGCUAGCCUAUUAAUUUCCACUUCUCCUCUGAGUUUUCAUCAUUUUCUUGGCCUCAAAAUAAAAAGAAAUGAAAUCCAUAGAUCUUUUUUGUGCUUCUCCAGCUUCCACAGCCAUAUGUUCAAGCAUGGAUCAACAUGCUAUGGUCCGUCGAGGCCUUAGGCGUCAAAUUGAUCGUAAAAUCGAACGAUUAGGUGACGUUACUUCAAAAAUCAAAACUCCAGUCCCUUGUUCUUCUCAUCAACUUCCAUUUGAUCCCAAAAAUUACUACUAUCAAAAGGGUCGAAAAAGCACUAGUAAACCAAGUGAAUUACGUCGAAAAAGCUCAGCUGAUAUCACUGACUUAGCUUCUCCUCAUGAUUCCUCUAGGUAUUUGUUAAGUGAUACUAAAUUCAUAGAUUUCUUAUCAUCAUCAGAUUGUACUACUUCUGGAGAUGCAAAAGCUUUGGUUCCUAGCAAACCAUUAAGGGCUAAAAGCACCAAUGAACGUCUCAUGUAUCGAUCUUCAUCGACUCAUUCGCAUGAAUCUCCGGUCUAUAAACCUUCACAAGCUUACUCAAAUGAAUUAUGUGUCUAUAAAUCUUCAUCAAAUCCUUCAUGCCCCCGUGAACAGAUUGUGGAAUUGAGGGUGUCAAUCCACUGCAAAGGUUGUGAAGGGAAAGUAAGAAAACAUAUCUCCAGAAUGGAAGGAGUGAAAUCAGUUACUAUAGAUUUGGCUUCAAAGAAAGUAACAGUCAUCGGCGAUGUGACUCCACUAGGUGUAUUGGCAAGUGUUUCAAAGGUGAAAAAUGCACAAUUUUGGCCAUAUCCAGCUACUUCUUCGUCUUCGUCUUCAUCUUCAUCUUCGUCUUCUCCAAUGAUUUGAAGAAAGUUAAUUACUCUUUAAUUACUGAUGAUGUACUUUUAGUGCUGGAAUAUCCUAUAGCUGCUGAGUGUGCUUUUUUUAAAAUAAAAUAAAAUUAAGGACUAAACGUUUAUAAAUUAGUCGAUGAUAUGGUGUAUUUCUUACAUUAUUA
Messenger RNA from Lycium ferocissimum, 1124 nucleotides. RefSeq names its product protein SODIUM POTASSIUM ROOT DEFECTIVE 3. The record is from RefSeq and is a predicted model, not a curated record. Gene Ontology annotation, molecular function: metal ion binding. The transcript is spliced from 3 exons. Lineage: Eukaryota; Viridiplantae; Streptophyta; Magnoliopsida; Solanales; Solanaceae. The coding region runs from base 179 to 973 and encodes 264 amino acids.